This is a messenger RNA of Alnus glutinosa, 1005 nucleotides long. Its product is annotated as EPIDERMAL PATTERNING FACTOR-like protein 2. The transcript is spliced from 3 exons. The coding region runs from base 553 to 951 and encodes 132 amino acids. The record is from RefSeq and is a predicted model, not a curated record. NCBI's taxonomy places the organism in Eukaryota, Viridiplantae, Streptophyta, Magnoliopsida, Fagales, Betulaceae. Gene Ontology annotation, biological process: guard cell differentiation; stomatal complex development.
CGUGUGAAAAUGGAGAUGCCCGAAUCUCCAACCCACCCUUGUGAUUUAUACUGUAUGCCCUUUUAUCGGUAAAACUCUAUCAAUUUGGUAUAUGUGUUGUUUUUCUCGUUGCUGUUUAUGUUUCUUGUUACUGUGCUCUGCUUUUUCUGCUGCUUACAGUUAUUUAGACAUUAUGGUACAGUUGGGUUUUUUUUGGGUGGCUCAUGAAACGAGGUUGAGGUCCUUCCGUUUUCUGUUGGGGUCCUCCCUCCCCCAUCUCUUUCAACCUUAUUGUAUAUUUGUAGUACUCUUUUUUGCCUUCCACGUCGAGCUAAAAAGGGCCUGCUCGUAUUGCAUUAUGGAGGUGGCAUUCAAUCUCUGAAACCCAUCUUUUGGACACUUCUGUUUUUCAGAAUUUCAGUUUCUUUUCUUUCUAUACUGCCACCCUUCACUCCUUCACCCCCUCUGUCUCUCUAAUUUACUAUCCCCCUCCCACAUUGUUCUCCUCUCCAGUUUUUGCACCCUAAAGAAUUACUACUCCCUCUCUCUCUCUCUCUCUCUCUCUCUGAGAAAAUGGGCAGCUCUGAAAAUUGCAUUUUCCAUCACAGAAAUAGACACCUACUCAUUUCUUUGCUCUCUGUUCUUUUGGUUUCAAGCUUAAACCAAGCGAGAUUCAUGGCUGAAGGUAGAGCCAUUCCCAAGUUAGUUGAGGCUGUCCAAAAAGGGAUAGAAGAGAAGAAAGUGGGGCGGAUGGUGAGAACCCAGAUAGGAUCAAGGCCACCAAGGUGCGAGAGAAGGUGCGGCUCAUGCGGGCACUGCGAGGCAGUUCAGGUCCCCGUUGCGGCGCAAGCGAAAAUCGAGAGGAGAAGCCAUUUCUCUGCGGCAAUUGCGUACUCCAGAGGGGAUGGCAUCUCCAACUACAAGCCCAUGUGCUGGAAGUGCAAGUGUGGGGACUUCAUUUUCAAUCCUUGAUUUAAUUCGUAAAUAAUAUAUAUGACUUCAAUCCGUUGGUUGGAUUGCAGAGUA